AUGGUUGUCCACGUUCAUGUACUUCUCAUACUUGUGUUUACCGGCUGCGUGACAGCCCCAUUUGUGUCGCGAUUACAAUGCCCAGACGUUCCUGUCAUUUCUGACUUCAACAUUAAACGGUAUGCGGGCACAUGGUACGAGAUCGAAAGGUUUGACAAUCCAUUGCAGGUUGACACAAGGUGUAUUUCAUACAAAUAUUUCCCAAGACGGAACGGCAACAUGAGGGUAUCGUACACUAGGUUGGAGAUGUCAGUGAAUAAAACAACGACGAGAGGCAUCCUCAGACAAGUAAAUGCUCGACGUCCUAACUAUUUCAAACUUACACUCGAAGCCAUUCGGGGUCUGGCUCAAAACGUCAUCUACACGGACUACAAAAGACAUGCCGUGCUGUAUGGCUGUGACGACGCCACUAAUCUAGAAUGGGCAUUUAUAUUGUCCCGGAAUAGACAACCUCGUAGAAGAAAGAAAUGUUUGUACAAGUACUUAACAGACCUGGGGGCUCAGGUCAACCUACUUGUCCCUUCAAAUCAGACCGGAUGUGAUAUGUUGUAA
This is a messenger RNA of Ylistrum balloti, 552 nucleotides long. RefSeq names its product apolipoprotein D-like. Gene Ontology annotation, molecular function: pigment binding. The transcript has 5 exons. Bases 1 to 552 code for a protein of 183 amino acids. The record is from RefSeq and is a predicted model, not a curated record. NCBI's taxonomy places the organism in Eukaryota, Metazoa, Mollusca, Bivalvia, Pectinida, Pectinidae.